GAGGGUAAGUAAGUAAAUAAACCCCAGACCAGCAGCAGAAGAAACAUAGAUCAAAGAGAAGAGAAAAUCGAGCUUAAAAAUGGCGAAUUCCAUCUUAAAUUUGAUACUGAUUGUCUCUAUUGCUAUUUUCUCAAAUUCGACCUACGCCAUUGACGAUAAAUGCUCGGCCUGCAAUGCGAUUGCCGAGGAGCUGGAGCGCGGAUUAUUGCGUGAAAAGCCUAGAAACCAUUUGGACAUGAGACAUCGUUUGGAUUCUAAAGGUCAGCGUCAAGGAAAGCUAAUAGAUUACAGAGUCAGUGACUUAAGGGUUGUUGAACUCCUUGAUGGUCUCUGCGAAAAGAUGCAAGAUUAUACUCUCGAUAAGGUUGAUUCGAGUAGACAAACAUGGAUCAAAGUGACUAACUGGGACAAUCUUGAAAUUAAUAAACAAGAAGCUCGAGCAUAUUCGAAAGACAUCUCAAGUUUCUGUGGAAGGUUGCUCGAGGAAACUGAAGAUGAGCUGUCGGAACUGAUAAAGGAAGGUUCCGUUAAAGUCGGGGAAGUAAAUAAGGUCCUAUGCCAAGACCUCGGCAGAUACUGUAGCCAAACGAGUGGUAAGCAAAAAGUAGUUGACGAUGAAGAUACAAGCGAUGGGGAAGGAGAGCUCUAAGAGCCACAGACGAUUGUCGUUGGAGUCGAUUGAGCAUAGAGGAUACUUCAUUGUUUGUUAGGCAUGGUCGAAUACGAGCUACAGCUGACAGCUGGCACCGGGUAAAAUAUCUAUAUUCAUUCAUGUACGUACGUACACAUGGAUGUGUGUGUUUGUGUAACAGAAAUGUUAGUUGCUAAUUCAAGCAUCAGAAAUAUUCAUGGAAAACUCGAUAUUUAAUCAAGUCAAUUGACUAUAAACAAUCAAUUCAAAA
Erythranthe guttata (spotted monkey flower) is the source of this 902-nucleotide messenger RNA. RefSeq names its product TLR4 regulator/MIR-interacting MSAP protein. NCBI's taxonomy places the organism in Eukaryota, Viridiplantae, Streptophyta, Magnoliopsida, Lamiales, Phrymaceae. The record is from RefSeq and is a predicted model, not a curated record.